CGGGGUCGUCGGGGUCGUCGUCGUCGGAGGUGCUGCACCGGAUGUACGACACGACGGUGGAGCAGUGCGAGAGCGUGAAGAGAGACUACGACGUGCUGAGGAAGCGCUACGGAGAGCUGUCCGAGCGACACGACUACCUCGCCUCCAGGUUGCACAUGGUGCAGGAGGACAACUCGCGCAUGAAGAAGAAGCACGAUGACGUCGUCACCGAGCGUAACGGCCUGAAGAUGCAGUGCACGUCGGCGUUCCAGCAGUGGAACGCCGCGCUGGGGGAGCGUAACGAGUUCAAGGAACAGCUGAACCAGAUGCGUGACCAGCGGGACAAGACGCGGAAGGAGGUGCAGCAUCUGCUGGCGGCUAAGAACAAGCUGGGGAAGGACCUGACGCGGGUCACAGAGGAGAAGAAUGCUGCCGUGCAGGAGUACACACUGGUGAUGUCGGAGCGUGACACGGUUCAUAAGGAGAUGGAGCGACUACAGGAGGAGAUCGUACAGGCGGGCAAGCAGACGACAGCGCUCGACCAGGACAAGAGGCAGCAGAUGCACGAGAUCGAGACGCUGCGCCAGGAGAUCCAGUCUGCGAUGUCCGACAGCCACGACCUCUUAGACGACCUUUGUUGCUGUGACCUCUGCCAUGACCUUUGUUACGAACUUUGCCGUAACCUCUGUGACGUUCUCUGUUGUGACCUCCGUGAUGACCUGCUGUCACCUCUGCCGCGACCUCUGCUGUGACCUCCAUGACCACCUAUGCUGUAACCUUUGCGACAACCUCCAUAAUGACCUCUACCACGACCUGGAGCUGUGAAAUCCUCUGCUGUAACCUCUGCCACGACCUCUUCUGUGACUUCUGUUGUAACCUCGUGACCUCGCCGCUCCUGCCACGACUUCUGCGAUGACCUCUGCUGUAACCUCUACUGCCACCUCUGCUGUAACCUUUACCAAGUUCUCUGUGAUGACCUAUGCUGCCACCUUUGUGAAAACCUAUGCUCUAACCUCUACCACGACC
Priapulus caudatus is the source of this 1005-nucleotide messenger RNA. RefSeq names its product disks large homolog 5-like. The record is from RefSeq and is a predicted model, not a curated record. Lineage: Eukaryota; Metazoa; Priapulida; Priapulimorpha; Priapulimorphida; Priapulidae. The transcript has 5 exons. The coding region runs from base 42 to 731 and encodes 229 amino acids.